AUGUUCGCCUCCGUCCUCUUCGGCUCGCUCCUCGCCAGCCAGGCCCUCGCCACGGGCGUGGGCUUCAAACAAGUCAACGAGAUGGGCCUCAGCAAGCGCCAGACCGACGAGUCGUUCGUCCCCGGAACAACCUUCGGGUGUCCCAGCGGAUGGCCUGAAUGCGGGACUAGCCAGGUCUGCUAUAACCCUAAGCGCGGGGAUACCUGCUGUCCCGGCGGGACUUAUGCCUGCCCGGGAGGCUCUUUCUGUCUGCAGGAUGGGUACUGCUGUCCCGAUGGCCUCGACCGCGAGUCGUGCGCCAAAAAGUUCGGCGUCACCCUGAAGCCCACGACGACCGCUGAGCCCACGACUACCUCCAAGCCGACCCCGACGGAUGACACCACGACCACGACGUCCACGACCUCCUCGAAGGCUGUCAUCCCGACGACGACUACCACUUCGGCCGGCUCUAGCUCUUCUUCGACUGUGCCUCCUCCGCCGAGCUCGGCUGGCCCGUUCAGCCCGCCGCUUUUCACAGCCGGCGCGAAUGCCCUUGCUGGCGCUAAGGCGGCGGUUGUUAUUGGGGCUGUUGGUGGGCUGUUGGCUAUUUAG
Molecule: messenger RNA, 591 nt
Organism: Aspergillus candidus
Lineage: Eukaryota; Fungi; Ascomycota; Eurotiomycetes; Eurotiales; Aspergillaceae
Exons: 3
Coding region: 1-591 (196 amino acids)
Source: RefSeq, a predicted model, not a curated record